CAAAACAAAUUUGUAAAUAAAUUGACAUUUGAUCUUAAAAUAAAUCUAAAAAGACUAGAAUGACGCAAGAUUUUUGCAGUGUUGUAGAAGAAACGAAUUGUUCAUAAACUAGCAAGGGAUGAACGAAAUCGUCUAUGAUGUUCUUGUUAUCGGCGGAGGGUUAUCGGGAUUGACUGCGGCUUAUCGAUUGCUCCAACAUAAUCGAUCAUUGAAAGUGUUAGUCCUCGAAGCAAAAGACAGGAUUGGUGGCCGCACCCUGUCAGCAAAACUCAAGUGUGAAAAUGGCAAGGAUAUGUGGGAUCUUGGUGGGCAAUGGGUUGGAAGCCCACAGGUUCAUGUUAUGAAACUUAUUGAGGAACUGGGACUUGAGGUUCACAACCAGUUCAACAAGGGUGCAAAGUUUGCCAGAUUGAGUGAUGGGAAAAUCCGCAAGUACUCAUCGGCUUUACCAAUGGUAUCACCAUUUUCCCUCCUGGAUAUUUACUUUUUUAUCAAUAAGGCAGACAAAUUAUCACAAGAAACGCUGUUAAAUUCAAACCUUUCAAAACGUCUGGACAGUCAAACGCUGGAAAAUUUUAAACAAAAUCAUUGUUGGACCGAAGGAGCGAAAGAGUUAUUCGACUCUGCCUGUGGUGUAAUUUUCGGGGCUCAUCCAUCCCAGAUAUCGUUGCUUUUCUUCCUGCACUAUUGUCAGUGUGCUGGUGGCGUAGAACCGAUCUUGGAAAGCGGCAAAGGUUCCGGCCAGGAGUGGAGAAUAAAGGGAGGUGCACAGACGAUUUCUCACAAACUAUUGGAAAUGAUAGGUGAUGAAAACGUUUGGCUUGAAGAGCCUGUCACCGAAAUAUCACAGGAAAACGAUAAUGAAACGAUAGAUGUGGUGACAAGAACUGGGAAGAAAAUCACAAGCAAAUACGUUGUAAUGGCGAUACCACCUCAUCAAGCAUUGAAUAUCAGUUUCACACCGAAUUUACCCUUCGACAAGGAGCAUCUAUUACGUCAUAUGCCCGUUGGUCACCUGAUCAAGUUCGUCGUCACUUAUCCGAAGACUUUUUGGCGGGAAAACGGCCUGUCCGGAGAGAUCGUAUCAUUUGACGAUUUCAAGUUUUCCGAUAAAAACGUUAACGGGAACAGCGAAUCAACAAAUGAAUUUGACGAUAUUUCGUUCGUGGGCGAAGCUCCGGUCAGCAUUGUAUACGAUGCAACCUCGGCCAAUGGGAACGCGGCAUUAGUCGGGUUCAUUUCCGGUGUCGCGGCGGCGCGAUGGACUCAUAAAAAGGAAGACGAGCAAAUAAAAGGAAUAAUCAAGUUUUUAACGAAUUUCUUUGGAAAAGAAGCGGAAAACUACUUAGACUUUGGUAUCAAGGACUGGUCUAAAGAGGCUUGGAAUGGCGGGUGUCCAGUGAAUUAUACAACCCCAGGAACUUUAUCCAUUUAUGGAGACUGCUUGAAAAAUCCAUUUGGAAGGAUCCAUUGGGCAGGAACGGAAACAGCAACGCUUUGGUCCGGUUUCAUGAACGGUGCUGUACAAUCUGGUACACGAGCUGCUAACGAAGUACUCACGAAAAUUGAUCCCAAGUUUAUCCCUGUCUAUCAAGACAACGAACAGCCGCGACAAAAUAUUGCCCGAAAAUCCGGAAAUAAUUUCUUGAAAUUUGGUAUUUUAACAGCAGUUUCUCUGAUUGCAAUAUUUAUAGCAAUGGUAUGGUUUUAAAAAAGAACUUCUAGAUACAACAAACAAUUUCGCGCAAUUCUCUAAAUUUUACCGCAAUAUAAUAAACGACGCAUGCGCAUGUGUUAAAUAAUUGGUUCCCAGAACCUGAGUUUGAUGAACUCUAUAGACACUGGAACUUUAACUGACGGUUAUUUGGUCGCCAUCAUUGAAGCCAAUUUGAAGACGAAUUGGGUACCAGGGAUCGUCAAAAAGGGAUCGUGAGUGCAAAAACGAUAAUAAUGGACUGGCACUGGUAAUUCAAUUUGGAUUUAAUUUUGGUGACCAAGUUAUCGUUCCAGUUUACAUAGAGUUCACUGCAUGAGCUCUAUUAUAGUUUUAUAGGAAAUUUUUAUACUAAAUAUUCUAAUUUAUGAUAGGGAUUAUUUAAAUUUAUAACAAUUCGGAGGGAAAAAACGUAAAGAGUAAAUUAGUUGUUAAAGAGAAAUAGCAAUGAAAGUUUUUUGUUUCU
Messenger RNA from Dendronephthya gigantea, 2180 nucleotides. RefSeq names its product probable flavin-containing monoamine oxidase A. The transcript has 13 exons. The record is from RefSeq and is a predicted model, not a curated record. Bases 119 to 1711 code for a protein of 530 amino acids. Lineage: Eukaryota; Metazoa; Cnidaria; Anthozoa; Malacalcyonacea; Nephtheidae. Gene Ontology annotation, molecular function: oxidoreductase activity.